AUGGAUAGCACUCAAGAAUUCGAUCGCCAAUCGCGUUUAUCUGCUAGCCAGACAAGUAGCAGCACCAACGUCAACACUAGCAAUCAUGUUUCUCAGGAACCCGAUAUCAUGUCCAAUCCCAAAGCUUCCGAGAUCAUUAAAGCAUGCAAAUGGAAGGACAUCGGCCGCCUUAGAUCUCUAGCUGAAAGCCAUGGUGGAUUCUUGUCCGACAUCCUGCGAAGGCAAGCGUGGCCCAUAUUGCUAGGCAUCGAUGCCCCAUCAGAUGAUCAAGAGGAUCUGUCAUCAAUGCAGGAUGAUUCCGGGGACUGGAAGGGAUUACCCCGCCACCGGGAUGAAGACCAGGUUCAGCUUGACGUCAACCGUUCCUUCGUCUACUACCCAAACAACCAGUCCGACGCGGAGCUAAGUCUCCGCAAAUCAGAGCUCUCAUCUCUCAUCACUGAGGUUCUCCGUCGCCAUCCUUACCUGUGUUACUUCCAAGGCUACCACGAUAUUUCCCAAGUCUUACUGCUAGUGCUAGCACCAGCAUGGAGAGCUCGUGUGCUUGCACGACUGUCGGUAUUGAGGAUACGGGACUUCAUGCUGCCUAGUUUCGGGCCAACGACUGCUCAGCUCCGUCUUCUCCCUGAUAUCCUCAAUGCUGCUGAUCCAAAGCUUCGGCGGCACCUCGCCGGUGUUGAGCCAUUCUACGCACUGGCCGGUACCCUAACGAUGUAUGCUCACAACAUCGAGGCAUACCAAGACAUCGCCCGGCUGUUUGAUGUCUUCCUCGCUCGGGAGCCUGUGUUUCCUGUCUACGUAUUUGCGCAAAUCAUUCUCGACCGCCGAAAUGAGAUUUUCGAGAUUGACGAGCCUGACAUGCUACACGUUAUUCUUGGCAAGGUACCUACCAAAAUGGAUUUGGAUGAUCUUAUCAUCAAAUCAGCCGCUCUUUUUGAGAUUCACCCCCCAGAAACCUUGAGUUAUUGGCGUCAGAUAUCCAAAUACAGCGCUCUCAAGACAGCUCGUGAUAUUGAAGCCUGUGCAAAACAAACCCUAGAUGAGGGCUCCGAGCUUUUUGACAAACAAGUUGAUGAGGUUCACUGGCAGGAGAUUCGUGAUCGCGUUAGGUUGGCUCUUUGGCGUUACCGCCGACCAGCAAGGACGGUUGGGAUGGCUCUGGCUGUGGGAGCUCUGGCUUUCUACCUGCGACGCAACCCAAGCCUGGUUAGCCGCAUCACGUCCCUUUUUACCCGAUAA
Molecule: messenger RNA, 1239 nt
Organism: Fusarium venenatum
Lineage: Eukaryota; Fungi; Ascomycota; Sordariomycetes; Hypocreales; Nectriaceae
Product: rab-GTPase-TBC domain-containing protein
Biological process (GO): positive regulation of GTPase activity; endoplasmic reticulum to Golgi vesicle-mediated transport
Cellular component (GO): endoplasmic reticulum membrane
Molecular function (GO): GTPase activator activity
Source: RefSeq, a predicted model, not a curated record